Medioppia subpectinata is the source of this 1576-nucleotide messenger RNA. Lineage: Eukaryota; Metazoa; Arthropoda; Arachnida; Sarcoptiformes; Oppiidae. The record is from the annotation of a GenBank genome assembly.
AUUGUAUUAUUGGUUUAGUUUGAAUUGUUGUUCUGCAUUCAUGACGAUAAAGACGCGGCCAUAAUGUUUGUCAAGCGACUGAUCGAAAAAUAUCCCGAAGUGGACGCCCGGCUAUUCAUCGGCGGCACUGUUGUUGGCGUCAAUCCCAAGAUUAAUAAUAUGGAACCGGGAUAUCGGGCCGCCAAGUAUGACCUCAUCCUCAUCUCUGACAGUGGCAUCAGAAUGAAAGAGGACACACUCUUAGAUAUGGUCUCAUCGAUGGACGAAGACGUGGCUUUAGUCCAUCAAAUGCCGUUCGUAUGCGACCGGAAGGGCUUCCCUUCAGUACUUGAAAAAGUCUACUUCGGCACCGCUCACGCGAGGAUAUACUUAUCGGCCGACUUCUUAGGCAUAAAUUGUCCGACGGGUAUGUCUGCACUCAUGCGGAAGAAGCCUCUCGACGACGUCGGAGGGAUCGCCGCUUUUGGCCAAUACUUAGCCGAAGAUUUCUUUUUUGCCAAAUCAUUCACUGAUCGAGGUUGGAAACUUCGGAUCAGCUCUCAGCCCGCGUGGCAGAACUCCUGUACACCAGAUAUAGACUCAUUUCAACAUAGAAUAACGAGAUGGGCUAAACUGCGAAUAGCAAUGAUUCCGCAUAUGAUUUUGUUGGAGCCGUUGUCCGAGUGUCUAAUGCUGGGAGUGUUGGCCGCGUGGGCCGUCAGUUUCCUCGUCCAAUGCGAUCCGUUCGCCGUCUACUUAUUCCAUCUGCUCCUAUGGUUUCUUCUCGAUUACGUACUCUUAUGUAUAAUUCAGAACGGGUCGAUACCAUUCAGCAAAACCGACUUUGUGGUGGCGUGGAUGAUGAGGGAGUGUUGCGCUCUCUUACUAUUCAUUAGAGCCCUGUGGGAGCCGGACAUCAAGUGGAGGACCGGAACAUUUAAGCUGAAGUGGGGCGGAGUCGCCGAAGAAGUGAAAACAAAAUUAUAGCAUUCGGUUUGAAAGCCAAAUCUCUCCUCUCAAUCAAUGAAUGAUUUUGUUUUUGUUUUUCUUAAACCAAUGGUCAAUAUUUGACCGAAAAAAGACUUAAUCAACAUUUUUUAAAUCUUUACAACAAAAGUGCCUCAAAAUUGUCAUCAAAACUAUUGUGGUGUAAAUAUUGAGCACUCCGUAUAUGAAAAUCAUAUGGCAGUCUAAACGAUGACAUUAAUUAUUUAAUUUUUUAUACAAAUCCUCAUCCUUUCGACUCUACAUCUUCUCAAUCAUUGGAAACGCAUUUGUUUUUUAAAUUAAUAUUUUGUGACUUAAAUAUUAACACUCAAUGGCAUUGUUUAUGUCAGAUGUGUUGGCAUGUGAUCGAAAUGAAUGCAUUAAAAUAGUGUAGUGUUUGAGCGCCUAAUGAUCUGAAUUAAUGGACCGAAUAAUGGUUGGAAGAAGACAUGGAAGAAGACAACUGCCAUUGAAUGUGUUGACCAGUACUCCACAAAACCACAACACCUCAGGACUACUCAACACUUAAGGCGUUAUCUGUUUUUAUUAUUUUAGUGAAGAAUAUUCUGUUAUACUUUAGUUAUUGUUUUAAUUUAUUUUGAAUUCUUGU